GUUCAAAGGUCACCGCACAGCUAUAACAACAUCCCGGAGUGUCCAUGCUCAAACCUCAGUCUUUUCUCCAGUUUCUUUAAGUGGACUAACCCGCAGCUGUUGGCCCUUCACAAACACUGCUUCGCCGUGGAACCUGUGAGGUACAACCGACUGACUGACACGCGGUGCCACCGAAUCUAGGAACGUGCACAGGAUGGCCGGAGUGUUUGAUAUAGAUCUGGAGACCGAGGACAUCAGUGACACAGAGGAUGAUGUGUGUGACUUCACUCUGACAGAACCUGAACAUGUUCAGACAGAGGAGGUGGAGCUGACCAGUGAAAGUGUCAACAGAGACAGCGAGAGAGUCGGCCCUGACUGCUUCGAACUGCUCACCGUGUUGGGAAAAGGAGCAUAUGGAAAGGUUUUCCAGGUGAGGAAGGUUCAAGGUGCCCAGAUGGGAAAAAUAUUUGCCAUGAAGGUGCUGAAAAAGGCCAAGAUUGUGUGCAACGCCAAAGACACGGCUCAUACUCGGGCGGAGCGGGAGAUCCUGGAGACGGUGAGGCAUCCAUUCAUCGUGGACCUACUGUAUGCCUUCCAGACCGGAGGGAAACUCUACCUCAUACUGGAGUGUUUAAGUGGAGGUGAACUGUUCAUGCAGCUGGAGAAGGAAGGCAUCUUCAUGGAGGACACGGCCUGUUUCUAUCUCGGAGAGAUCACAUUGGCUCUGGGUCACCUCCACUCCAACGGGAUCAUCUACCGUGACCUCAAACCUGAAAACAUCAUGCUCAAUCACCAAGGACACAUCAAACUGACCGACUUUGGUCUGUGUAAGGAAUCCAUCCAUGAUGGCACCGUCACACACACCUUCUGUGGAACCAUAGAAUACAUGGCUCCAGAGAUCCUGACCCGGUCGGGUCAUAACAGAGCAGUGGACUGGUGGAGUCUGGGGGCCCUGAUGUACGACAUGAUGACUGGAUCGCCUCCGUUCACUGCUGAAAACAGAAAGAAGACCAUCGAUAAAAUCCUCAAGUGUAAACUGAACCUGCCCCCGUACCUGACCAUCGAUGCCCGGGAUCUCAUCAAAAAGCUCUUAAAGAAGAAUCCAGCCCAGAGACUUGGCUCUGGUAAAGCAGACUGUGCUGACAUCCAGAAACAUCCGUUCUUCAGACACAUCAACUGGGAGGAGCUACUAAACAGGAGGGUGGAGCCACCAUACAAGCCACAGCUGCAUUCAGAUGAGGAUGUGAGUCAGUUCGACACCAGGUUCACCAGACAGACUCCAGUGGACAGUCCGGACGACUCCACGCUCAGCCACAGCGCAGAGCUCGCCUUCGCCGGCUUCACCUACGUGGCACCGUCGGUGUUGGAGAGUCUGAAGGAAGGCUUUUCAUUUGAACCUCGAACACGACCCGUACGCCGACACAACAGCAGCCCACGCACACCCAUCAGUCCUCCAAAGUUUUCCGCAGCUGGUCCCUUCAAAUCGAGCGUUGAAGGGGAAGCGGAUGUUUUUCCUCCGACGUCUCCGCCUGCAGCGGCAGCGGCGGUGCCUUCGGCACUGCUGGAAAACGGAAGCAUUAGUCAACCAAUCAGAACGCCGGCCAGAAACAAGAAGCAGAAGGGACACCGGAGAUGAGACGGUCGGUCAGAGGGACGCUUCCGUUCAACGUCAGGGACAUGUUGUGUUUUUUCUGCUCUUCAUAAAUGGUCACUGAAAUGUCAAAUCUAAAGUUGAA
Sphaeramia orbicularis (orbiculate cardinalfish) is the source of this 1715-nucleotide messenger RNA. Its product is annotated as ribosomal protein S6 kinase beta-2-like. The coding region runs from base 194 to 1615 and encodes 473 amino acids. The transcript has 16 exons. Gene Ontology annotation, molecular function: protein serine/threonine kinase activity; ATP binding. The record is from RefSeq and is a predicted model, not a curated record. NCBI's taxonomy places the organism in Eukaryota, Metazoa, Chordata, Actinopteri, Kurtiformes, Apogonidae. Gene Ontology annotation, biological process: protein phosphorylation; signal transduction.